AUGAUGCAAUAUUGUAAGAAUGGUUCCUCCAUCCAUCUUUAUUGGGUGGACAACGGACUCAACCCAUGUUUUAUUGAUACACUUACCUCUUCAAUUUUCUUCCUCAUCAUUGGCGUCUUUGGCGUUGUGCAGUCUUGCAUGUACGACAGAUAUUCAACACCUGUGGAGAAGAAAUACCAGCCUUUCAAUGUUGGAUAUAUUUUACAGGUUGCUUGUACUUGUCUUUUAAUUAUCGAGUGCGUCUUGCACAUUGUCCUGACUGAUGCUGCCAUCAGUUCACACACUGUCUAUGGCUAUCAACUGUACACAGCCCUUGUCUACUUCUUUGGUUGGACAAUGUCUUUACGUCUACUCUGUCUGGAGAGGUCACGGGCGCUACCUUCUAUUCCAACCCGUGGCCAUGGUCUUGUAUUGCUCGUCUUUUGGACGAUGGCAUUCAUCCGUGAAAACCUUGCCUUUGUGUCAUGGUUCAGCACUGCUUGGUGGUGGCAUUUAAGGAAUAAGUCAGAACAGAUUGAGUUCUCAAUGUGGCUUCUUCGUUAUUUGGGCACCAUGUGCCUUUUUGUGCUGGGUUUCCAAGCACCUGGUGUUCCUCGGGCAGAUUAUUAUAUGCUGAUACGAGAUAUAGAGCAGGGUCAAGAAAGGUCACAAGUCUCUGUUUGGAAGAAUGUUUUGGCAAAAUUAAAGAUUAUGUUCCCCAUGGUGUGGCCGAAGGGGAAACCAUGGCUUCAGCUUAUGGUCAUUCUAUGCCUGGGCCUCUUAGGCUUGGGUCGUGUCAUCAAUGUUUACGUCCCUGUUUAUUAUAAAAAGAUUGUUAACAGCUUGAUUGAAACUGGAGAUAAACCUUUGGAAUUCCGUUGGGAUCUCAUUCUCAUCUAUGCAGGACUUUUCAUGUUACAAGGAGGUGGUUUUGGCUCCACUGGUGUUCUCAAUAACCUGCGAUCAUUUUUUUGGAUCCGUGUUCAACAAUUUACCACCCGAGAGAUCCAGUUAAAACUUUUUGGUCAUUUACACAGGUGA
This is a messenger RNA of Acanthosepion pharaonis, 1020 nucleotides long. The record is from the annotation of a GenBank genome assembly. NCBI's taxonomy places the organism in Eukaryota, Metazoa, Mollusca, Cephalopoda, Sepiida, Sepiidae.